GGACGAGGCCCGCCUGACGUCGCUUCGUCUUUUAUUUCCCAGCGUCGACAAUUUUUUUUAAUUAUUAUUAAUAUUAUUUAAACUUACCACAAUCUAGCAACGAAAAGCACCCCAGCAAUGGAAGCGAACAGCGUGCCCGAUGAAAAAGCCGUCGAGUACAUGAGCACGUCUGCCCCUGAAGAUAACAAUGAAGAUGAACCGCCUAAGAAGAUCGUUGCAGAGAAAAAUUCAAAACGCCUAAGCAACUAUGGUGGUGCAAGCUCGGAUGAGUCACGCUGCAUUGAUCAAAUGAGUUUAUUAGGGAUUACACAGACAAAAAUCCUCAGCAAUGGCAACACCAAUGCUCUCGUUGCCAAGCGGAAGUCGUCGGCUAACUACGAGAAGGAACGCGAAGUUUGCGUGAAGUACUUUGACCAGUGGUCCGAAUCGGACCAGGUGGAAUUUGUGGAGCACCUCAUAUCGCGCAUGUGCCACUUCCAGCAUGGCCAUAUCAACUCCUAUCUCAAGCCCAUGUUACAGCGGGACUUCAUCACUGCAUUGCCGGCACGAGGACUGGACCACCUGGCGGAGAACAUCCUGUCGUACCUGGACGCGCGCUCACUGUGCGCGGCUGAGCUGGUGUGCAAGGAGUGGUACCGCGUCAUCUCGGAUGGCAUGCUGUGGAAGAAGCUGAUAGAGCGCAUGGUGCGCACCGACUCGCUUUGGAGGGGCCUGUCAGAGAGGAGGGGCUGGUGCUUGUAUCUUUUCAGAAACUGGCCAAACGGUGGCCCACCUCAAGCCAACUCCUUCUACAGGGCCCUUUACCCCAAAAUAAUUGGGGACAUUGAGACGAUAGAGUCAAACUGGAGGUGUGGCCGACACAACCUCCAGCGCAUUCAGUGCCGAAGCGAGAGCAGCAAGGGUGUCUACUGCCUGCAGUAUGACGACGAGAAGAUUGUCAGCGGCCUCAGGGAUAACACCAUUAAGAUCUGGGACAAGCAGACACUGGAGUGCAAGAAAGUUCUGACAGGGCACACGGGGUCCGUGCUGUGCCUCCAGUACGAUGAACGUGUGAUUAUCACGGGCUCCUCCGACUCCACAGUCAGGGUGUGGGACGUGAACACGGGCGAGAUGGUGAACACGCUGAUCCACCACUGCGAGGCGGUGCUGCACCUGCGCUUCACCAACGGCCUCAUGGUCACCUGCUCCAAGGACCGCUCCAUCGCCGUGUGGGACCUCGCCUCGCCCACGGACAUCUCGCUGCGCCGCGUCCUUGUCGGGCACCGUGCCGCCGUCAACGUCGUCGACUUUGACGACAAAUACAUCGUGUCGGCUUCGGGAGACCGCACCAUCAAGGUGUGGAACACGAGCACAUGCGAGUUUGUGCGCACGCUAAACGGACACAAGCGUGGCAUCGCCUGCCUGCAGUACCGCGACCGCCUGGUGGUCAGCGGCUCGUCGGAUAACACUAUUCGGCUCUGGGACAUCGAGUGCGGCGCGUGCCUGCGCGUGCUGGAGGGGCACGAGGAGCUGGUGCGGUGCAUCCGCUUCGACAACAAGAGGAUCGUGAGCGGCGCUUACGAUGGUAAAAUUAAAGUGUGGGACCUGGUAGCAGCACUUGAUCCACGAGCCCCGGCCGGCACUCUGUGCUUGCGCACAUUGGUGGAGCACUCUGGCCGCGUGUUCCGUCUGCAAUUCGACGAGUUCCAAAUCGUGAGCAGCUCGCACGACGACACCAUCCUCAUCUGGGACUUCCUCAACGUGCCGGCAGCACAGGCGGAGGCGGCCCGCUCCCCGUCGCGCACGUACACCUACGUUUCCAGAUAGACGAACUGCAGGGACGCUGAACGAGCCUUCUCCCUGGAUAAUUUGGCGAUUAGACGGAUAAGCUAUCAACAAUAUUAAUUGUGUGUAGGCUUUUGAAUUUACCGAGGGAUUCUGGAUGAAAUCGACCAACACUGAAGCUUGACCUCUGCUAACUUGUGGGACAUCUUGGCACAAGUGCAUUUGGCUGGUGCCAGGCUCCCAGCUAAACACGGUGGCACUGUGAGCAGCCGGAAGAGUUUAGUUGAUGGAUGACCUAUCACUACAACCACAGUUCGACACUUAACUACGUACCUACAUCUCGGUGUAUUUCAACGCUCUUGCCCCGACCCCUGUCUUCUUGACCUCAUGGCUGCUUUUUUCGUGGCAUUUGAAAACCAGCCUCAAGUAUGAGUUGGGAAAACUUGUAGCUAUUGUGAAUUGCUUUGUAAUAGGACUAGUGAGAUCGUGCUUGGUUGUGUAAAUAAAUCUUGUUUCUUUUUUUAAUUCUACACAUGGCAUCUUGUCACCCGGUGUUUGGCAGUUUUGACCUACAAACAUGUAUUGGAUGCUGCUAUGAUUUCAUGUUGAAGCCAGCUUGUAUUUCAUCAUGUUUGCCCACUUGACCAUUAUACUAUAUUUAUCACAACCUUACUGCUGAGCACAUUAUAAUUGGUGUUUAGGGAAAGUUGUUUAAAAAAAGAAAUAAAUAAAAGUCUGUUACAUCAUUAACCAAAGGCUCAACUAAAUUUAUUGCUGCCCUUUUCAGUAGAUGCCAUUAUAAGAGUGACACAUUUACGCAGGUAUUAUAAAAUCAUAGAAUGACAGCAGUGUUCUUACAGGUGAAAUGAGUCACGGUCUGCAACAUCUUUGUUUUCAUAUUAGUUUAGUUGUGUAUAGAAUCCAUUUUCUUUUUUGUACUUUAUUUUUUAGUGUGUGUGCGUGUGUUGUAAAUUCACUGUUUGACUAUUGGCCACGGCUGGACUUGGACAUCAUCUCGAGUAGAUUGCAUGCAGCUUUUGCUACGUUUCUUUUGUAAAUAAUCUUUGCUCUUGUGCAAGUGGACGACCCCACUCAUAACAUUAGUACUUUCAGUACGGUUUGGAUUAAAACAAAACUGUUACAUGUACAUAUAUGGUAGCUUUGCUUUACAGUUCUCUUGACCGUGUUUCAUGCAUGUAUUUGGAAAAAGAGAUCAGACUUGCAAAUCCCAAUGCAUUAAGAAUUUAGUUAAUUGCAAACUACGUUUAGCAUUUCAACACAUUCGACGCUGCUUGAGUAGAACAUCUGGUUUGGGAUUUAUCAUUAAAUCUGACCGAUUUUCUGCUGACGUGACUAUUAAUAUUCCAAACAAAUUGAGGUGGGGCAUGUAUUGAACAUCUCUGCUUGCAACUCAGUCAUCUGUGUGCAUCAUACAAUUGCAAAUAGUGCAUAUUUUCCCCUUUAUGUAUUGACAUUAGAUUAUUAGAAUGCAUAGAUAGCUGAUUUCUGAUUUCAGUGUAAUGUUACCAUAAGCAGUUUCUUUGGUCUUUGUAGUUUAUUUUUGUACAUUAAUGUGUAAAGUCCAUGAUAACUGGGGUACUGAUGUGCCUGCUGUGUUUGUAAUGCUGUACGUCUUCAAUAAACUGUGCUUAACUCCGA
Messenger RNA from Lethenteron reissneri (Far Eastern brook lamprey), 3423 nucleotides. RefSeq names its product F-box/WD repeat-containing protein 1A. The record is from RefSeq and is a predicted model, not a curated record. Lineage: Eukaryota; Metazoa; Chordata; Hyperoartia; Petromyzontiformes; Petromyzontidae. Gene Ontology annotation, molecular function: protein dimerization activity.